This is a messenger RNA of Penicillium subrubescens, 591 nucleotides long. RefSeq lists its product as uncharacterized. The coding region runs from base 1 to 591 and encodes 196 amino acids. Lineage: Eukaryota; Fungi; Ascomycota; Eurotiomycetes; Eurotiales; Aspergillaceae. The transcript has a single exon. The record is from RefSeq and is a predicted model, not a curated record.
AUGGCCGACCCCUACACAACCAGACUCAAACAACUCGUCGACCUAGUCGAAGAAGAAGGCUGGAACGACUUUGGCUUUCUUCUCUUCCGCACAUACUACAACGAUGAAACCCUCUGGAAUGCCUUUCUCGAAGCAAAGGAUCAAAUCCUGACUGAAGCUAUCACCAAUGCACCCCAAGAGUCCGGUUUAUCACGCAUCACAGACAAAAUGUUCCUGAAACAGGUAUCCAAUGAGGCAUUGCGGGAUAUCACCCCGGAACAAGUCGCUAUCGCGUAUCGGAGUUUGGAGGAUGAUGCGAAUGGGGGCUCGUCCGAGGAUAGACUUGAACCUGGUCUUCGGACGAAUGUUUGUCUUAUGGUUGAUGAGGAGUGUAUGCGGUCUGUUGUUGGGUGGAUGAAUGGGGAUGGAAGGUCAGUACCGUUUGUUAAGGCUGUUGAUGUUAUGUUGGGGGACGAGGAGUUGGGGUAUUCGGGUGUGUUUCGAGUUGCUAUUGCGUCUUUGUUUACAGAGUUUUUUGUUGCGCAGGUUGAGUGUGGAGAGACGGUGGAGUUGGUGCCGGCUGGAGAUGGGGUUUGGAGGGGGUUUGUUUGA